Molecule: messenger RNA, 1302 nt
Organism: Pleurotus ostreatus (oyster mushroom)
Lineage: Eukaryota; Fungi; Basidiomycota; Agaricomycetes; Agaricales; Pleurotaceae
Gene: YTM1
Product: ribosome biogenesis protein ytm1
Exons: 4
Coding region: 1-1302 (433 amino acids)
Cellular component (GO): preribosome, large subunit precursor
Molecular function (GO): protein binding
Source: RefSeq, a predicted model, not a curated record
AUGGCGUCGAGUUCCAAUGACUCUAGCAGGGUCUCGCACCCAGUGGUGCUGUCGACACAGACACCAUACCCCUUGCCAUCCCAAAAAUUCAUGAUACCAGCGAACUGGAAACGAUACCAGCUCUCUCAGCUCAUCAACAAGGCUUUAUCGCUUCCCAAACCGAUCCCCUUUGAUUUCUUGGUUCGCGGAGAGGUUCUGCGUACAAGCCUAGGGGAAUGGUGUGCCGAACAUGGCUUGUUGGAGGAAGAAACACUGGAAAUCGAGUACAUCCAGUCGGUUAUGCCGCCGCAGCGGAUGUCGGACAUACCCCAUGAAGAUUGGGUGUCGUCGGUCUCAUGUGGCCUUCAAGGGCACUUUGUCACGGCAUCCUACGAUGGAUACAUCCGCACCUUCGACUACUCGCAAAACAUGGUCGCCAACCGCCAGCUUCACGCCGCGCCAAUCACCUCAGUUUGUGUGUUCCCCUCGGAUCCGACUCUCAUUGCCACUUCGUCGCAAGAUCUAACGGCCCAAAUAUCACGCAUCGACUCCGCUGCCGUCCAACCGCUCGCCACCCUUCACCUACAUACAUCCCCCGUUUCGUCUAUUGCGUCUUCACCAUCGGGAAAGCAUCUUAUUACCGCUUCCUGGGACGCACUUGUUGGUGUGUGGGAUACAUCCAUCCCUUCAUCAGACGAAGUAGCCGCCGAUCUGGUGCAGGCGGAACGCAAGAGCAAGAAGCGCAAGGUCGACGAAGCCGACCGGCCCAAACGAAAGGCACCCAUCGCAGUACUGAAAUCACACACAGCGCGAGUGUCCAAAGCCAUUUUCACGGGUGAUAAAAAUGCGAUAAGUUGUGGAUUCGACUCGACUGUGCGCACCUGGGAUACUGAAAUAGGUAUUUGUACGAAUACGAUAAUCGCAUCUGAGAAACCGUUCCUCGAUCUCGCGAUAUUACAAAACGGCAAUACCGCACUCGCUGCCUCAACAGAUAGAACUGUGACUAUCUACGAUUUGACAGCAGACGGCGCGUCACUUUCAUCUACCGUAGGAACGCUCGUGCAUCCCGCCACUCCAUCAUGUAUUGCGCUCUCCCCACGCUCAAGUUCGUCACAACAAAUCGCGACCGGCAGCUACGAUGGCGUCGUUCGCAUUUGGGACCUGCGAAGCACAAAAGCGGCUAUUUCUAGCUUCAAGGCUUGGGAAAACAAAGGCAAAGACGGGAGCCGCAAAAUCCUCGGCCUGGAUUGGGCCAAUGGCGUUAUAGGCAUUGGUGGCGAAUGUGGGUUUGAAGUUUGGAGAGUGGACGAAGGGUCCUCAUAA